Molecule: messenger RNA, 1090 nt
Organism: Astrephomene gubernaculifera
Lineage: Eukaryota; Viridiplantae; Chlorophyta; Chlorophyceae; Chlamydomonadales; Astrephomenaceae
Source: the annotation of a GenBank genome assembly
GCUGUAAAAGACGAUACGCAACACGUUGUGGCACGUUACCCUUCUGAUCUGCGCAUUCCUUUUCGCUAUUGUUAAGCUCGUGAUGGUGACGCCUCUCGUAAGGAAUGUUCUUUCCACCUAGGCGUAACGAUGUUCGUGGAAGGGCCCAUGGCGGGCGGGGAGGCAGGAGUAAGGGAGAAUUAACAGCACAGGAGGAAUUGGCCAAGGCUAGAGAGGAACGCGAACGCCGUAAGCGACAAAAGCUAGAGCAGAAAUCAGCCGUUGUCAUCCAGGCCGCUUGGCGAGGCUGGUCUUCUCGUUGCACUACAAGGAGAGCAGCAAGGAGCCAGUGGAACGAUAGAUAUGGCAGCGAGGGCCAGCUGCUGCAAGCACGGGAUUGCUUCGGCCUCCAAUCUGGUGGGGCGCUGGGCUCUCUCCUCCGCUUUUACCACCCAGCGACGGACCUGCAACGCCUCGCGAGCAUUGCUCGGGUGUACGCGGGUUCCAGCAAGAGCGAUGAGUUUACAGCUUUCAUCUCUGCAUAUACCACGGCAGAGGGCCGGGCAGCGGUGCAAUACCGGCUAAAGACGCUGGCGCUGCAAUGCCUGAUGACGCUCUCUUGGCACAGGCUGUCCCUGGCUCCCCAGCUUGCCGCCGCCCGCCCCACCGCCCCCCUGGACGCCUCCAGCGGCGGUCCCGCGGGCGCCCUGCUGGAGUGCCUGCUGCAGCUCGUGUCUCCCGACCUGUACGCCCCGGCGCUGGGCAGGGCUCAGGCGGCCGGCCUCAGCGCCGCGCUGCUCACCCACCUGGCGGACCACGGCAUGUGCCAGCACCUCUUUAUGAUCCUAGCAGCGGCGCUGGCGCCAGCCAUAAGGCCCCCUUCAGCAUCAGCAGCAGCAGCAGCACCGUCGACAGUACCCCUGCCGUACAGCAGCCACCCUGUGGCUCCGAAACCCUACGUGGAGGCGCUGGUGACGCAGCUCACGGUGCGGCUGCUGGCGCUUAAAUCCUGGUCGCCGCCGCUGACGGCGCCCGAACAGUCGCUACACUGCCUCCUGUUCCUGCCGGACCUCUGGCGGCGGUGCAGGUCGCUGCAGCCCGUGGCGCCCCG